AUGGCACACAGCAGAAACACCUCCAAGAACGGCAACUUGCCGGCUGCGAACAUCAAGCACUCCGCUGCUCCCCACCAUAUGCCGGAGCGUCAUGUUCACCCAGCUCCGUAUGUGCCGAGCCAUAGCUCUCAUAAUGAAUUCCUUUCAAUCUCCAUAUACUGAGUUUCGGCCUUGGCCUCGCAGUGCCGACUAUGACACCACCCAUCCCGUCGAGACGAGGAAGUACCUCAGAACCUACGGUCUCACCCCACCGGGUGUCGACACCUUCGAGACCCAGAGCCAGAGGGGUGAGAUCUACCAUCGAGGAGUGUGCGAUGGACGAGGACGAGCAUGCGCUGACUUACUUCAGCAAUGGCCAUUCUCAAUGCCAAGAAGACGCCGAUCGAGAAGUACCAGUAUUUGUCGGUCCUCCGCAACAGCAACAACCACCUCUUCUACCGCCUGCUCGCGGACAACAUCAAGGUCGGCAUAUUCCAAUGAACACAAGAGCAUGGAUCUGAGUUGAGAUUCUGACAAUUACACAGGAGCUCACUCCGUUGAUCUACACCCCCACUGUCGGUGAAGCUUGCCAGCGUUGGUCGGAGCUGUACACGCAGCCAGAGGGUAAGCUGCAGGAACCAAGCUUAGAGACUUAGCUCGCUAACGGACCUGUAGGUCUCUACCUCUCCUUCGAGGACAAGGGUCACCUCCACACCGUCAUCCAGAACUGGCCACACGAUGUCGAAAUCACCGUCGUCACCGAUGGCUCUCGCAUUCUCGGUCUCGGAGACCUCGGCAUCAACGGUAUGGGCAUCCCCGUUGGCAAGCUCUCCCUGUACACUGCAUGUGCUGGUAUCCAUCCCAUGAGGACUCUUCCGUUGUGCCUGGAUCUUGGUACCAGCAACGAGGAGUUCAGGAAUGAUCCGCUUUAUCUGGGAAGCAGAAGACCCAAGGUCUCACCCGAGGAGGAGAAGGAGUUCCUCGACGAGAUGAUGGCUGCCUUGACCGAGAGAUGGCCAAGCAUUGUCAUCCAGUACGAGGACUUCAAGAACCCAUUCCCUUCGCUUGAGCGAUACCAGGACACCUACACCAUGUUCAACGACGACAUUCAGGGCACUGGCGCCGUUAUCCUCGGUGGCUUUAUCAAUGCCGUCAAGCAGUCUGGCGUUGCUCCGCAGGACCAGCGUGCUGUCUUCCUGGGCGCUGGUUCUGCUGGUGUCGGUGUCGCCAAGCAGCUUACCGAGUUCUUCAUCAAGGAGGGCCUCUCCGAGGAAGAAGCCAAGAAGCGCUUCUGGCUUGUCGACUCCCAAGGUUUGGUCACUCUGGAUCGCCCCGGACGCGCCCUGGCAGAGCACAAGGUGUACUUUGCCCGUGACGACAACGAGGGUCAACAGUUCCAGACUUUGGAAGACGUUGUGGAAUAUGUCAAGCCCACUAUCCUCAUGGGUCUCUCCACUAUUGGUGGCGCUUUCACUCCCAAGAUUCUGGAGCGUAUGGCUGAGCUGAAUGACAAGCCUGUCAUCUUCCCGCUGUCCAACCCGUCCAGCAAGUCGGAAUGCACAUUCGAGGAGGCUAUCAAGUAUACAAAGGGUCGUUGCUUGUUUGCUUCUGGAUCGCCCUUCCCUGAGCUCGAGUGGGAAGGCAAGAAGCUCGAGCCCGGACAAGGUGAGUUGUCACCAGAGCGAAGUGACUCUCGAACAUUCUGCUGAUAUUUCAUUCUCAACAUUCAGGAAACAACAUGUAUGUCUUCCCAGGCAUUGGACUUGGAGCUAUCCUCUCCAAGGCCGUCAAUGUCACACAGAACAUGAUCUACGCCUCAGCUGAGGCUCUGAGCACCUCGCUUCUCCCCGAGGAGGUCGAAGCGAACUGGCUCUACCCCGACAUCAGCCGCAUUCGCGAGGUCUCUGUCACCGUCACCCGUGGCGUGAUUCGCGCCGCUCAGAAGGACAACAUGGAUCGGGAACUCGCGCUGCGUAACAUCAGUGACGAGGAACUCGACGAGUACAUCCGUCAGCGAAUGUACGACCCUUUCACAGAGCACACCAAGAUCGAUGACGAAGUGAAAGAUUUGGCCGGACAUCUCCGAGCGAUGACUACCAAUGGUUCUGAUGCAGCCAGCCCUGCUGCUACGAAUGGUUCGCGACGAAGCACGAUUACGGCGGGCCGGCCUGGCAAUGCUAACGGCCUGACUAGGGCGCCCGAAAGCGGAUCCAACAUACACGGCCAGGCUCUAACCUCUGGCGCUUAG
Molecule: messenger RNA, 2227 nt
Organism: Lecanosticta acicola
Lineage: Eukaryota; Fungi; Ascomycota; Dothideomycetes; Mycosphaerellales; Mycosphaerellaceae
Source: the annotation of a GenBank genome assembly